AUGGUCCUUGGAGUAUUUGUAGUAUUUGUAGUCUGGAGGUGGAACUUGUUCAUGUUAUCAUUAAUUAUUAUUGCUUGGUCACCUCAUCAAAGCAACCUCCUUGUAUCUGGAGGUGGAACUGCUGAUAGGUGUAUUCGUUUCUGGAACACUACAAAUGGCCAUCAAUUGAACUGUGUUGACACUGAGAGCCAGGUCUGCAACCUUGCUUGGAGUAAAAAUGUAAAUGAGCUAGUAAGUACUCAUGGAUACUCCCAAAAUCAGAUUAUGGUGUGGAAAUAUCCUUCACUGGCAAAGGUUGCAACUCUAACUGGUCACAGCAUGCGAGUGCUAUACCUUGCAAUGUCUCCUGAUGGUCAGACAAUAGUAACUGGUGCUGGGGAUGAGACACUGCGGUUUUGGAAUGUUUUCCCAUCAAUGAAAUCCUUCACCGAGGUUUCUGGUGAAUACUCAAUGAUAAAAGCUGGCGGUGCGCUCAAAAUGAUUGAUGAAGAAAAAGUUAUGAUGGAGUCACUAUUGUGCCUCCGACGGGCUGGUGCUGACAUCAUCUAUUGA
This is a messenger RNA of Gastrolobium bilobum, 552 nucleotides long. Its product is annotated as B-type cell cycle switch protein ccs52B-like. The coding region runs from base 1 to 552 and encodes 183 amino acids. Gene Ontology annotation, cellular component: anaphase-promoting complex. Lineage: Eukaryota; Viridiplantae; Streptophyta; Magnoliopsida; Fabales; Fabaceae. The record is from RefSeq and is a predicted model, not a curated record. The transcript is spliced from 5 exons. Gene Ontology annotation, molecular function: metal ion binding; protein binding; anaphase-promoting complex binding. Gene Ontology annotation, biological process: positive regulation of anaphase-promoting complex-dependent catabolic process; positive regulation of ubiquitin protein ligase activity; tetrapyrrole biosynthetic process.